AUGGCUCGCGUUUCCAAGGUCGCCAGCCUGCUGUGCGUCGGAAUCGUCCUGCUCGCUUUCGCCCUCACUCCUGCCGACGCCGUUCAGGCUAACUCCGCCGACCUGAGCGGCGAAGGCACGUGCUACCGCGACUUCCAAGGUCGCUUCCGUGAUAGUCAGUACUUCGGCAUGGUUGCGCAGGUGCCUGCGAGCAAGUUCGACAACAGCAAGGGAUGCGGAACGUGCUACGAAGUUUCCUGCACAGGCCGCGCAUGCAAGGGCGGCUCCGUGAAAGUGCGAGCGAUCGGGCAGGCCGGUGAGAACUUCAACCUCGACACUCCCGCGUGGAACAAACUCGUGGGCGGCCAGGGCGGGCAAGUGGAGGUCACGUACGAUCAGGUGGAUUGCUCUAGCAGCGGCGGAAUGGCGGUCCGACUCCUGCCCGAUGCCAGCCAGUACAAUUUCGCGCUUCAGAUUUUUGGAGCGGCGAGGCGCGGACGAGUGGAGAAGGUGGAGAUAUCGAAGGACGGGAAAGAGUGGAAGAGCAUGACGAACAACGGAUGGGGCGCGACGUGGGUGCUGAAUCCCGCCACGGGCGUCGUGGAUGCGGGGCGCGCGGUGAGCGUGCGCGUGUCGGGCAGCGGGAAGCAGGUGGUGCUGCAAGACGUGAUCCCGAGCAAAAGCGACAAUCCAGGAGCACAGGAUGAAUCAGAGGCGGCUGGUCUUGGUGGCAGUCAGAGGCGGUCAGUCUCAGUGGCAAGGCGCCUGGCCUUGCUCUCCAGCAGCUUGACUGCCUCCGUGAAGAGCACGUUGGGGGGCAGUGCUCCCGUGCUCUCCACUGAGACUGUGGUGUGUGGUGAAUGGAAGGUGGGAGGAGUGGGAGGGGGGGGGGAAACGGAGAAAAGAGAGAAUAGGAGAGGUUGGGAUUCCCUCCAGCAGCUUGAAUGUGUCUAUAAAUAG
This is a messenger RNA of Closterium sp. Naga37s-1, 939 nucleotides long. The record is from the annotation of a GenBank genome assembly. NCBI's taxonomy places the organism in Eukaryota, Viridiplantae, Streptophyta, Zygnematophyceae, Desmidiales, Closteriaceae.